UCAGAGUCAGACUUAGCGAGACCCUCCGGUGCACAGGCACCGCAGUCCAGAGCAGGCUCCCCGCGGAUGCGGAAGGGGCUCGGAGACCCCCAGGGCUGGGAGGAGGUCACACUGCAGAGGCGAGGCCGAGGCCUGAGCUCUCUGAGGUCCUGCAGGCCCUUGAAGCAGGGCCAGCCUCCCCCGGUCCCUGGAGCGCCUGCUGCCCACCACCCUCCCCUGCACCUGGGACUGCCUCCCUUCCUCGCCCCCACCACGUGGCCCCUAACAGCUGUCCUGUUCCCUCUCUCCCUCCUGCACCCUCUGGCUCCCUCCUCAGAAGAGGCCCAGGAGGAAGAGGAAGUCCAGGAAGAGGAGAAGCCAAGACUCAAACUCACGGCUCCUAAGAUCCCGGAAGGGGAGAAAGUAGACUUUGAUGACAUCCAGAAGAAGCGGCAGAACAAAGACCUCAUGGAGUUGCAGGCUCUCAUCGACAGCCACUUCGAGGCCCGGAAGAAGGAGGAAGAGGAGCUGGUCGCGCUCAAGGAGAGAAUCGAGAAGCGCCGUGCGGAGAGAGCUGAACAGCAGAGGAUCCGGGCCGAGAAGGAGAGGGAGCGUCAGAACAGGCUGGCGGAGGAGAAAGCCCGGCGGGAGGAAGAGGACGCCAAGAGGAAGGCCGAGGACGACCUGAAGAAGAAGAAGGCCCUGUCCUCCAUGGGCGUCAACUACAGCAGCUACCUGGCCAAGGCUGACCAGAAGAGAGGCAAGAAGCAGACGGCCCGGGAGAUGAAGAAGAAAGUCCUGGCCGAGCGGCGGAAGCCCCUCAACAUCGACCACCUCAGCGAGGAGAAGCUCACGGACAAGGCCAAGGAGCUCUGGGAAACCCUGUACCAGCUGGAGACCAACAAGUUUGAGUACGCGGAGAAGCUGAAGCGGCAGAAAUACGAAAUUACCAACCUCAGGAGCCGCAUCGACCAGGCCCAGAAGCACAGCAAGAAGGCCGGGACCACGGCCAAGGGCAAAGUCGGCGGGCGCUGGAAGUAAAGCAGCCGAAGAAGUUCCCAGAGGCAGAGACCCUCAGCCUGUGGGGCCCACGUGGAGGCAUCCAGCUCCCGGGCACCUCCUGUGUCUCUGUCCGCGCUGCCCCCAACCUCUGGGGUCUGUAAAUAAAGCUAGCAGACUCCCCUCGGA
Molecule: messenger RNA, 1167 nt
Organism: Aethalodelphis obliquidens (Pacific white-sided dolphin)
Lineage: Eukaryota; Metazoa; Chordata; Mammalia; Artiodactyla; Delphinidae
Gene: TNNT3
Product: troponin T3, fast skeletal type
Exons: 11
Coding region: 67-1020 (317 amino acids)
Biological process (GO): skeletal muscle contraction; regulation of muscle contraction; sarcomere organization
Cellular component (GO): troponin complex
Molecular function (GO): troponin I binding; tropomyosin binding; troponin C binding
Source: RefSeq, a predicted model, not a curated record